GAAAUAUCCGUCGAGAGCGCUCUUCGCGUUCUUGAAAGCUAUCUCGAGAACCAGGCCGUUAGCAUCAAUGAGUUACUGCGCGAUUUACUCUCUGUACCUCAUCUUCUCGAGUUCGUUGUAUCAGCACAAACUGAUGCUGCUUCAAUUCUGCUCUGGACGCGAAUACUGGGACUCUUUCCUUCAGAUAUGAACGGGUUUCCAUCGUCGGUCGGAAGGCAGCUUCUUGAGGGGUGGUCGCAUCUGCUGUGGGUUUACGGGCACUAUCUCGACUCUCAGGAAAGGCAAGAUAUGGAGGAUGUUCGAGCAAAGGUGUUGCUAGCGAUCCCGGUGCUGGUAGCUCUGUCCUCGGCCUUUCCUGCGAGCGAUUCGCAAUUAACCCAUAGCGACGCGAACAAACGGGCGUAUGCAGGAACUGACAAUGCCGCCCAGCCACUGGUCGAGAAGUCAUUCUAUGACCUCGGUCUUCGGGUCCCUCAUAACAGAAACGAAGCUGUAAAACUUGGCGCACACCUAAUUGAAGAACAGAAAUGUCAUUUGCGGCACUUCUUCAACACCCUCCGGCACCCUCGUCUGGUGGACGAGCUGAGAAAUGCGUACAUUCCGGAACAAUCAUAUGCUAAUCUAUCCACUCAGCAAAGUACACGAUUGAACGCAUCAGCUGACCUUUCGAGCGUUCUGGAGCACAUGCGGCCUUCGGCGCAUUUUGAUGGAGUGGACGGAUUUGGCCCUUGGCGCGUCAUAAUCUUGUCUCGCGCUGAAGGAGACCUUAGAACGGCGCGCAACAAAGUUCCGAAGCUCUUCGAUAUAAUUUCCAGAAAGAUCCGAGAGCUAUCUAACGGCUACUUCACUGAUGACAACCACCGCAGGUUAAAUACAACUCACGAAGGAGUUUCGUUAUACAAAGGGAGACUUACGGGCAAGUUGUGCUAUAUCUACCAGAUAGAUUGCAUUCCUAAGUUGGAUGAGAAUGGCGACGAGCAAGUCAUCAAGCUCUUUGGAAUCUUUACCUUGUCAAAACUGAACAUGUCGCUCUGGAAUGGCGUCAGCCGCGAGCUCGCAAGGAGAGGUACAAAAUACGUAGAACGCUGCAACCGUAGAGAAUGCGAACGUGGCGGUGUCAUUGUUCCUGUCUGCUUCAAUAUCUCUCUUGAAUCGCCCGAUUUCGACCCAUCAAGCAGGUUAAGUACAGGACCAAGUGAACAGUUGGAACAACAGGUGUAUUCGAUGCUAGUCCUGAACACAUAUGUCACUCUCUCUAAGCCAUUGAUGAACAGCAUCUUGGCCGAUCAUGAUGUGGCAAUGUUAUUCGAUCUAUCGAAAGAGGAGCAAAAGAUCACUGAUUGCGCGUCCUCUUGUUACGUAUUGGGCCGCAGCGGAACGGGCAAAACGACGGUGAUUCUGCACAAAAUGCUCGGAAUUGAGCAAGCGUGGGAGCACUGUAGAGGUGCAUUGCCGCGGCCUCGCCAGCUAUUUGUGACGAAAUCGCGCCUCUUGGCUGACAAUGUGGAGAAUGCAUUUCUGCGAAUUUAUGGGUCGCUCUCGGAUCCAGACGACUUCAAUGAGAUCGAUAGCAUCAUGGGAUCACGUCGACACCAAUCUCGCGGUCUAGUGGACAGAGACGAGGAAGCCUAUCGCAGUGGUGAAUUGCCGCAACGUUUCAGCGACCUCACGGAUGAGCAUUUUCCGUUAUUUCUCUCAUAUUCUCAGCUAUGUCGAAUGCUCGAAGCCGAGUAUGAACCACGCGAGCCGCAUAUACGGUUGGGUCUUGAGAAACGAACGGGUACGAUUUCGUACAAGCAAUUUCUUUCUUCCUAUUGGCCGCAUUUUCCUCAACAUCUCACCAAUGGCCUUGACUCGGCUCUUGUUUACAAUGAGAUCAUAGGCGUCAUCGAGGGAUCCGAAGAAACGGCGGUCUCUAGAGGCGGGAAGCCUUUAGAUGAAAAAUUCUACCUUGAAAUGAGUGAUCGGAUAGCCGGCACCUUCUUCCGUCAACGUAGUGUGAUCUAUCAGCUGUACCUUGCUUACUCGAAAUGCAAGCGGGAGCGUGGGGAGUUCGAUGCAGCAGAUAGGUCGCACGAGCUUUUGAGAAACCUCCAGGAACACGGCCUUUCCGGCUUCAAGCUAGACUUCAUCUACGCAGAUGAAGUUCAAGACAACCUAUUGAUCGAUGCGCUCGUGCUCCGAACCAUAUGCAGCAACCCACGCAGUGGUCUGUUGUGGGCAGGCGAUACUGCGCAGACUAUAUCCGAUGGUUGCACUUUUAGAUUUGAGGACCUCAAAGCACUCCUGUACCGUGCCGAACGGCGUCUCAACCCACGGCUUGCUUCAUCUUUGAGGCCUCCGGAUUUACCGCUAACAACAAACCAUCGCUCUCAUGAAGGGAUCGUGAGAUGUGCACGUUUAGUGGUUGAACUGCUCGUAGAACAUUGGCCCGAGUCCAUUGAUCAAUUCAAAAAAAAAGAACGAGGAGAGAAGGAUGGACCGAAGCCUGUAUUCUUGCGUCACUGGAAAGAAUGUACCCUUCACGGUAAUGAUUUACGGAGCCGGACAGUCCUAUUCGGUGCACAACAAUGUGUUUUGGUGCGUAGCGACAGAGCGCGCGAAGAGUUGAAUAAGAGAGCAGGAGAUAUUGGCCUCAUUCUGACACUUCAGGAAUGUAAAGGGUUGGAAUUCAAUGACGUAUUGUUAUAUGAUUUCUUCUCUGACUCGAAUGUCCCACUCUCGGAAUGGCGACUCAUCGUGAAUAACUUACAUCAGAGGACUCUAGGCCAAAGCCUUUGUCGCGAACUCAAGUUCUUAUACGUAGCAAUCACCAGGGCCCGACUGAACAUUUGGAUGGUAGAUGAUUCUGAGAAGGCCAAGCCGAUGCGGGCGUUAUGGAAUGGUGCAAAUGCAAUCCACGAUGGCCCGGUCGAUACAUCUUUUGCAGCUCUCGCCACGCCAUCAGCGCCAUCAGAAUGGGCAAGAACUGCUGAGAAACUCUUCAAUGAGAAACAGUACGAGCGUGCUGCAGAGUGCUACGAGCGAGCGUUGCGUCCUAGAGAAAAAGCGGUCAAGGCGUAUGAAAUAGCAGCCCGGGCAUUCUUGCAGUCCGCAAAGGAGAACACAGAGGAGAAGAGGACCUACUUCAGGAUCUCUGCUGAGUGCUUCAUCGCGAGCGGCUUGAUUGCCGAAGCUGCCAAGACAUACGAGGAGGCAUUCGAGUAUACCCUCUCAGCACAGUACUAUCGGCAAGCAGGCUGGUUCGACGAAGCGGUCAGGGUUGUGAAACAACAUCGCAUGCAGAUUCCGCCGAAGACGGUUGAUGAAAUUGUGGAUGUGGCGCGAAUGUUCUACUUCAUGAGCUGCGACGUCGCUGAAAUUCACAAAGCGACGAAUCUGUUCGAAGCAAAGCAAGAUGGACUGAGAUACAUCGAAGACCUUGGUUUCGGCAUUUCUGCCAGACUCAGCAUUGUUAAGGCAAUCUAUUCGCAAAGAGCAGGUCUAAAAGAGGAAGCGGUGAACUUUCAUCUGUCAGACGGAAACGUUCCCGCCGCUAUGCGGUCAAUCGUUGACUGCAGUCAGAACUUACAAUGGGCAGCUGAGUCCCUACUGCGCUGUCUAUGGCGAAGCUUCUCGCUCGGGACCAAUAUCGCUUCGUCCUCUGUAUCGCUGGAGGACUUUCUUCGACAGCUGUCUAAUAUUUUGAAUCUCACGAAGACAGCUCCCAUCAAAGCGGACACAUACCAAGAGAUGCUUAUAUUCAAGGCCUUGUUGCAAGGGAAUGACGAGCAGCUCCUCCGUGUCGCCCGAGAUGCAAAUAGUCGACGGCCAAAUGAUAUGGCCACGUUGCUUUGCCUGGACUACGUCUUCUCGAAUCCGACGUUCUAUUUGAACGCCGACGCGAAAGCAGCAGUGAUUGCUGACAACCUCCAGUUAUUCCUCGCGUUAUUGGAAGCUUUGCGAUCCCUCGCAUUUCGCGCAAACCUGCCCAGAGAAAGCGACAUCCAAACGUUGAUGCAGUUCGAGCCUGUCACAGGAACAUCAUAUCUAAUUCGACCCAAGACGCUGCUGUAUGACCAUUGCAAGGAUACUCAAAGAUUCUCGCACUAUCUCGAGGAGCGUGGAUAUGUGGUACCUGAAUGGCAUAUGGAUAAGCUGCUUCAAAAAGUCCUGCGACAUCACAUAAUCGAGAGAAUCAAUCAGGAGAAUCGGGCCUUUCGUCAAGCAAUCGCCUUGACCAGAACUGCAGCGACGAACGACAUUCUAGUGCCCCCACGUGAUGAAAGUGACUACUAUCUCCAAAUUCGUAUCCAUCUUCAGCAAAUCCUUGUCUAUCAUCAUAGCUAUGGACUGCAGACGCGACGUGAACGUAUAGACCAAGAAAGUUAUUGGCUACAGCGGUUCUUUGAUGAUCUACAUCCAGUUGACAUCAGCUUUGGUUCUGCUCUUCGUGCUCUGCGUACAUCCGCCGUACCGGAGCUCGAGAAGGGCAUCACUGUCAUCAAAUACUGGGUUCAAGAUCUCCUUUAUGAGAGGACGUUCACACGAGACAUCUUGCGCCCUAUACUAGGCUUCCUGUCAAUGGGACUUGCAUCCAGCAGGGCACUUUGUGACUUUCUUCGAUGGGAUUUUGUUUCAGCUGUGCCUAGACGACGUAAUGAGCUAACUCGACCUGCCGAUGGAGUCCAAGUAGUAGAAGAAUUGCUGAGCUUCAUGCGAAACGAUAACCGGUUGUCAUUACUAAGGGGUGUCUUUUUCGUGCGUUAUAUACUCGAGCAUAACAUUAUCAUAGACAUAACUUUGCUCUGCGACUUGUUGGAUGAUAUCUGCGGCUGGCUCGUCGUCGCGCGGUGCUACGAAGAGCAGUCAAGUCUCCAUGAUGUUAUUCUCCCGCUAGAUUGGCUUGUGCGAUCUGCGAAACGGCUACGAUGUAUCCAUACUAGCGAUACUGUCACGAGCUUGCUGCCAAUCUAUUUUGAGCCGUUGGCAGACCUAUUGGAACAACUGUAUACCGGAGGAUGCGCAGGUCACAUACGUUACCAAGGUCAGAGUGUUACAAAGCCUGGGAACAACUUCAAGCAUAUCGCGCACAGAUUCAUUGCUCGGAUUUGCAAGAAUCUACACUUCCUUGGAUUGAAUCUGCAAUAUCGAUGGUUGAAGGAUGAUCUACUAGCCACAAUGGGUUCAAUCGGGAAGGCAGGCCGAAACUUUCCUCAGCUAUAUGCACAAUACGUCACUGUCGACCGAUGGGAUGAUCUGACAUCGGUGCCAAGCCUCGUUCCUGAAUUCUCUGGACAAAUGAUUCAGCUCCAUGACAAACGUAUAUCAUCAUGCACGUCUAUCCCAGUCUCGACGGUUCGACACGUAUGGUACAGCACUCUCGAGGAAAUCCCACAAGUUGUGCAAGCAAUGUCUCCUGCUCCACAAUUCUCCAUGCUUGAUGCAGGGUUCGCUCCGGAUACAUUGCAACACAGGCUCGCGACCGCACGAGAGACCGAUUUUAUCCCGCCCGAGACCAAUGCAGCUAGGAAAGCGGCUAGUGUUCUCCUGCAUGCGUACCGCAUUUCGCGCCACGUUUUCCCAACUGGCCUGGUGGCAGCUAUGAGGCAACACUUCUUCUUAGCAUGUCGUGAAGAAGCCAAUAAGAUAUCGUGGCCAUGCAGGCAUCAUCGACUACUUUUUCUAGGAGCAGUCCCACACAUAUUGGUCUGCCUCGAACUAUUGGCUGAAGAUGCACGUUCAACAGUCAGGAAGGUGCUAGAUCGCAUGAGGAUUGAUUAUCACAAGGACUUGGAGGCUCGGGUACACGAAGCACGGGAAGCAAAGGGAAUGCUCGACAAAGUGAUGGCAUUGCAGCAGAGCUUGGGAGUCAAGUCGAAAGUCCAUAAAACGCGUAAUCUGCAGGUUCUGCUAGCUCAGGUGCGGGAGGUGGAGGUUCUCGUGCGCAAACAGUCACUCGCUCAAGGUGACAUGCGACUUGCUGUGAGAGGGGUCGAGAGGAUGAUUGAGAGAACUCGGCUGAACAGAAUUCGGCGUUUGAAGCCAGCCGCAUGCCGCGUCUGCGAUUACCAGCAGCCUGAGUAGAGCAUAUCCGUUCAUCGUCAACGUUAGUACGUACUUCUUGCUUGUUGUACAUGUGUUGUGAUCAGCUCGCAAAGAAUUGCUCGUUCCUUGCCUGAAGUUCCUGCAAUGGCGGUACUUUACAAUUCACAAGCAAUCAUCGUACAAC
This is a messenger RNA of Laetiporus sulphureus 93-53, 6211 nucleotides long. RefSeq lists its product as uncharacterized. NCBI's taxonomy places the organism in Eukaryota, Fungi, Basidiomycota, Agaricomycetes, Polyporales, Laetiporaceae. The transcript has 38 exons. The record is from RefSeq and is a predicted model, not a curated record. Bases 187 to 6066 code for a protein of 1959 amino acids. Gene Ontology annotation, molecular function: ATP binding; hydrolase activity; protein binding.